This is a messenger RNA of Aplysia californica (California sea hare), 2240 nucleotides long. Its product is annotated as cocaine esterase. The transcript has 2 exons. NCBI's taxonomy places the organism in Eukaryota, Metazoa, Mollusca, Gastropoda, Aplysiida, Aplysiidae. The coding region runs from base 477 to 2192 and encodes 571 amino acids. The record is from RefSeq and is a predicted model, not a curated record.
UUGUUAUUUUCCCCCUGAACCCUCAUACUGCCUUGUCAUAUCAGGAACUUUGACGUCCUAUAAUACUUAGUGAUUGCAUUUAUUUCACUACAGAACACAUCAAUGUAAACCCUCAAAUUGACCGGCACUUAGAAGGGUUUUUAACGAGUCAUAUAUGUCCCUAAAAUUGACAUCUUACCCAUGACCUCGCUCUGACAGAUAAAGCGAGGCCCCAGUGGCACAAUAACAUAACAAAGACUUCUAACAAAAAAUGACCGUUUUUAUUUUGAAGGAAAAAUACUGCCAAGAAAUCCCUGGGCCACUUCAUAAUUCUUAUCAGUGGACUCGCAGUUUAAAAAAGUUGAAAGUCACCAAUAGGAGGUACCUGUACAGUCCAUGGAAUGCCAUAGGCUUGACAAUGUUUUAGAGUGUCGUCUGGCCUAUAUAAAGGCCUUCGUUUGUUUGUGGUCUUCACAUUUCUCAUUGUACCUUGCAAAAUGGCAACAACGUGGCUGCUCCAGGCUAUAUUCAUAACGGUUUUGAGCAAUGAAAUUCUACAGACAAGACAAGCAGCGACAAACAGCAUGUUCCUCUUGGCCAACACCACCUCUGGUACACUGAGGGGAAGGGUUGACUCUGGACCUUCAGUCCCUGUGGCAAUGUUCGCUGGCAUUCCCUAUGCUAAAGCUCCGACAGGAGCACUCCGCUUUAAAGCACCUGCUUCUCCGGACAAAUGGACUGGUGUCAGAGACGCCCUGGUGUUUGGGGACGAGUGUCUGCAGCGAGUGGCCGCAAAUGAUGCAUUCAGAGAUCCAAACGCUCCUCACAGCGAGGACUGUCUCUACCUUAACGUGUACACGCCGACUAAGAGAACCAGCAACGCUCCAUUGCCCGUCAUGGUGUUUAUCCACGGAGGAGGGUACAAUUCUGGGUCAGGCUCAUCCUAUGAUGCUACCUACGUCGCAGCUAAAGGAGUAGUCUUUGUAACCAUUAAUUACAGGCUUGAUGUUUUCGGAUUCCUAUCCACAGAAGAUGACAUUAUGCCUGGAAACUAUGGGAUGUUGGAUCAGGUCGCCGCUCUGAAGUGGGUCAAAAAUAACAUUGCUUCUUUUGGAGGUGACCCAAAUCUUGUCACUAUUGUUGGACAAAGUGCUGGGUCAGCUUGUGUCUCUCUCCUCACUCUGUCACCGCUAGCCAAAGGUCUGUUCCAGAGAGCGAUCAUGGAAAGUGGUUCCUCUCUUUCUCCUUGGGCAGUCGAAUAUCCAGGAAAUCGAAUGACUCCUCGCAUUGCUGCCCGAUUGAUAAGCACGGGCGUUAACUGCAACGAUUUGAAAAAUUCAACAGCACUUUUGUCCUGCUUGCAAAACGUAGAUGCAAAUACCUUGCUCAAGAAAUCUCUAGGAAUCACGGCAGCCGCACAAGCAACCCUCAUCAAUGUUCCUAGAGUAGAAACAACGUUUGGUUUUCUGCCAGAAACGCCAAAUGCCUUACUCACUCGAGGACAAUUCAGCCACGUAGAUACUUUAAGGGGGUAUAAUAGUGAUGAAUUCGGAGCUUUCAUUCCGGCUUUAGCUGGCCCACAACCAAUCACAAGGGAGAUGGCAAAACAGAUUUGGAGAGGUCAGCUGGUUCAGUUUACUAAUAUCGACCGGGAAAAGAUACUUAAGGAUAUGGAAGGAGUAUUUCUCAGAGGUAAGACAACCCCUGACGCCAUACAAAGAGGUACUCUUGACGGUGUAGAUUACUUUAUAUUUGGGGCCCCCAUGGUAUCUGAAUUGAUAAAAGUUGUAAGCAAAGCUCCAGAAAAGAAACAUUACUUGUACCAGUUCAACUACAGACCAAGCUUCAGCAAAUCCCCACAGUGGAUGUCAGCUACGCAUGGACAAGAGAUGAUAUUCCUGUUUGACGCAAAACAGGACAAGUAUACCGGUUCAGCAAAUGGAGUACCUAAUGUUAACGAUCUUCUAGUAUCUCAACAAAUAAUGGAAAGGUGGACCAACUUUGCAAAGACAGGGAACCCAACGUCAACUGUUCCUAACGCCCAAGCAACGUGGAACCAAUAUGCCAUAGGAACACCGAACUAUCUCCAACUCAAUUCUGCGUCUCAGGCGAAACGGUUGGGGUCCCCAUGGGUAGUUACUGAUUUUUACCACAAAGUUCUGGGUAGCCUUCAGAAACACAGCUCAACCCCUACUUCCCCCAUUAUUGGGUAGAAAUUUUCAGAUGUUCAAUAUGAAAUAAAUUGUACCUUUGUAAUUAUA